Molecule: messenger RNA, 222 nt
Organism: Penicillium brevicompactum
Lineage: Eukaryota; Fungi; Ascomycota; Eurotiomycetes; Eurotiales; Aspergillaceae
Exons: 3
Coding region: 1-222 (73 amino acids)
Biological process (GO): mitochondrial respiratory chain complex IV assembly
Cellular component (GO): mitochondrial inner membrane
Source: RefSeq, a predicted model, not a curated record
AUGGCUCAACAAGGAAUCUUCAACUCCACCUACUACGGCAAGGAUUACCGGGCUGGCGCUGCCCUUUUGCGCGCCCGCCGCCCAUACCUCUUCAAGAACGCCGUUACGGGCCUUGGACUUUUCGCUUUCACGGCGGCUGUUUACACCUACACUCUCAAGGCUGUCGGCCAAGAAGAGUUCGAUGACGUGAAGGUCCCCGAUGCCCCGGCCACCAAGAAAUGA